CUCUAAACUAAUGAGUACUCGAAAAUUGAAGAGAGACAAGAGGAGCUAUUAUCGUUUCCAUAGGCCUGGAUUUAGUGAGAGAUAGAAAGUUAAUAAUGGCAGAGGCUAGAGAGAAGGAUGAUGGGACUAUUAUUGAGGCAUCCGUUUAAUCGAAGUUGAGUUGGCUGAGCUGUUAGGUCAACUCAAAAUCAGUUCAAGCCGAAGAGGCACCACAGACUAAUUUCCUUGAGCUACGAUGGAUACCUUCCAAUUCUUUUAACUCUUUACUUUUCCCAAUUCCAUGAAGAAACCUGCUACUGAGGAUGACUCUGAGUUUAAUCAAUAGUGUAUAGCUGAGGCUUAUCCUCCAUUCCCCAUUUCAGAGGGACAUCAAGAAACAGCUGGGGCGUUUAUGUCUAAUCAUUGAUGGAAAGGACUACUGAAAAGGUUUUCCCAAAUGGAGACAUCUAUGUGGGUACUAUUAAGGGAGUGCUACCCCAUGACAAAGGUAAAUAUACAUGGUCGGAUGGAACUAUUUAUGAUGGUCAUUGGGCAGAAGGAAAGAUGGACGGGAAAGGGUGGAUCAUCUGGUCAUCAGGAUCUAGUUAUGAGGGUGACUUUUGUGUAAAUUACCUCCAUGGCUAUGGUGCCUUUUAUGGUUGUGAUGGCUCUAUAUACAGAGGUUCGUGGAAGAUGAAUAAUAAACAUGGCAUCGGAAGAAAGGAGUAUCACAAUUCAGAUGUUUAUGAUGGUUGUUGGAGAGAAGGCGUACGCGAAGGUAGUGGUAGAUAUGCAUGGAGUAAUGGGAACUGUUAUAUCGGGAAUUGGAAAGAUGGAAAAAUGUAUGGUAGGGGUGUUAUGAAGUGGUCCAAUGGAGAUAUUUUUGAUGGUUUUUGGUCAAAUGGGUUAAGAAAUGGGUCGGGCUGUUACAGAUUUGCUGAUGGAAGUUACUUUUUUGGGACUUGGACUAAAGGCAUAAAAGACGGGCGCGGAACUUUUUAUCCUUCUGGAAGCAAGCUGUCCUCUCUGGAUAAGACCAAGAUUGAUAAACAUCAGGAUUUUAUAAAAAGGAUGUUGUCCCAUAGCUCAUCAUUGAGUGCAGACAUGUUAGAUAGACCUCAAGUGAGGCGUAGUCUUUCUGAGAAGAUCUCUGAUAGUUUUGGAAUAGUGCCUGGGAGAAUGCCACAUAGGACUGCAUCGCUUGUGGGAGACUCUAUUCUUGAUGACUGUAGAGAGAUUUUACCUGAAGAUCCUCCCUUUUGUAUGUUAUCCCACAACUCAUUAGGCAGCCAGAGUAAUUUCUUGGACAAUGGUACUUUGGCUUAUGAAAGAGAAUACAUGCAAGGAGUCCUUAUCAAAGAAAGGGUCAGAACUGUAACCAGACGACUAUCCUAUAAAAGUAAUCAGAGUUGCAGGUUUCAUGCAAAGGAAGUGAAAAGGAGUUUAAGCAUGGACUUCUUCAAAGGUCUUAAGAGCUACUACUUGAUGCUUAAUUUGCAGCUUGGUGUUCGGCACUCUGUGGGUAAGAUCACGCCUGUUCCUCUCCGAGGAGUGAGACAAUCUGAUUUUGGAGAGCGGGCUAGGAUAAAGAUGUAUUUUCCUAGAAAAGGCUCCCAAUUGACACCGCCCCACUAUUCAAUUGACUUCUUUUGGAAGGACUACUGUCCUAUGGUUUUCAGGAAUUUAAGGGAGUUGUUCAGGUUAGAUGCGGCAGAGUACAUGAUGUCCAUUUGUGGCGAUGAUGGGUUGAGAGAGUUUUCCUCUCCUGGAAAAAGCGGCAGUAUUUUUUAUCAUUCUAGUGAUGACAGAUUUGUGAUAAAAACUUUAAGGAAAUCUGAGCUCAAGGUGCUACUGAAAAUGCUUCCAUCUUACUACAAACAUGUAAAAGAUCACGAGAACACACUUAUAACAAAAUUUUUUGGGCUUCACAGAAUAUCGUUCAGAAGAGGGAAAAAGGUACGCUUUGUUGUCAUGGGGAACAUGUUCUGCACUGAACUACAUAUACAUCGACGCUAUGAUUUGAAGGGUUCGUCUCAUGGAAGAUUUACAAACAAAGAUAAAAUUGCUGAGGGUACUACAUUGAAGGAUCUUGAUUUGAAGUUUGAGUUUCAUAUGGAUAAAUUAUUACGCGAAAUACUUUUCAGGCAAUUAGCUCUCGACUGCCAGUUUUUAGAAGCACAGCAAAUAAUUGAUUAUAGCCUUUUAUUGGGGUUGCACUUUAGAGCCCCUGAACAUCUCAUGGCACUUUUAGAGCCACCUGAUUCCAUGCACAAAGCUGACACUACUACUAGUACUACUUCAAUAAGUGAUGGGGUGGCCUCUCAGGGCGAGAUGUCAAUUCCUCCAAGGGGGUUGCUUUUAGUAACCCAUGAACCUUCCGCAGCUAACAAUGAACCUGGUCCCCAUUGUCGAGGAAAUACGUUGAAAGCGUGCUCACUCGGCGAUAAAGAGGUUGAUCUCCUUUUACCAGGCAUGGGAAGGUUGAGGUUGAGGGUGCAGUUAGGUGUGCACAUGCCAGCUGAAGCAACCCACAAGGUUUUGCAGGAUGGGGUUGAUGGUUCAGCCGAAGUUGAAUUGUUUGAGGUGUAUGAUGUAGUUCUGUAUAUGGGCAUAAUUGACAUCUUGCAGGAAUACAACAUUAAAAAGAAGUUAGAGCACACUUAUAAGUCCAUGUUGGUUGAUCCCAUGUCAAUUUCUGCCGUUAAACCCAGCAUCUAUUCUAAACGCUUUAUUAACUUUUUAGAGAAGGUAUUUCCCAUAGAACCUUGAGGUUUAAGCUUCGAUCUCCGGUUACGUUGUUCUGUGGCCGGUCUAUAUACAUACCGUUUCAGUUUGUAGAGAGCUCUAUUAUCAGGUAUAUCAUAUAUGUUGUUUAUAGUAGUUUACAUUGUUCCAAUAUUCUGUGACCUGUAUAUUUGCUAAUAUUAUUUAUUGUUAAAAAGAUUCUUUGCUUCCUUUUUUUGUAGUGUUGACCUUGCCUAUCCUCUUCUACUUGACCCUUUCAGACCAAACCUAAGCGAGCGCUAAUCUUUUACAAUUGGGGUAGGCUUUUGUGCUUUCCCCUUCCGAAUCAGCUAUGUUCAUACCCCGUUAGAGACAUUCAAAUUUCCUGAGCCUCUUGUUGGUAAGCUGGAUGCCUGCACAUAGUCCCGGUUUACGAACAGGACCAAACCCUCUUGAGUAAAGGGAGAAAACUGAUGCCCGUGUUUGCGGUUCUGGACAGAAACUAGUACUCUAAACUGGUCCUAAACAAUUCCAGUUCCGUCAAAUUAGGAAAGGAUAGACCGAUUUAGUGCUUUUGAAUGUUUUUGAAAAAUAGGAUUAAUCGGAUUCAGACUGAAAACGGCCCGAGUUUGCUCGCUCCUACUUGGUAUAUUUCAUGUUGUGGUGAUCUGAUUGUCUCACUUCUAGUCUAGUGACAAUAUACGGGUUGCAAUUUCAUUAGAUCCAUUGUUUGCAUAAAAGCACUACGAGACCUUGCAAAUAUUGUUCUAGAGGCAAGGGUAUCUGGAUCGCCUCGGAUUGAGAUGCAUUAGUUUACUAACUUCAAUAUAAGGUCUAGUGUUUAAAGGCACAAGAUAAGGUCUACUAACUUCAAUAUAAGGU
This is a messenger RNA of Cuscuta europaea, 3585 nucleotides long. The record is from the annotation of a GenBank genome assembly. NCBI's taxonomy places the organism in Eukaryota, Viridiplantae, Streptophyta, Magnoliopsida, Solanales, Convolvulaceae.